Molecule: messenger RNA, 1059 nt
Organism: Miscanthus lutarioriparius
Lineage: Eukaryota; Viridiplantae; Streptophyta; Magnoliopsida; Poales; Poaceae
Source: the annotation of a GenBank genome assembly
AUGGAACAUGACGGCAAGAACCUGACUGUCACUGAGGCUGUGCGCUCGGUGCAGCUGCUCAAGAUUGACGGCUAUUCCGCCACCUCUACCAUGGUGGGGUCAGAGGAGUUCAUCAAACCCAGAUCCAGAUGGAUCGUCGAUGGCCACGAGUGGGAGGUCCGUUUCUAUCCUGAUCACUGCGAGCCCCUGGACGACGAGGACGUCAGAUCCAUAUUCUACGACUGCGUCGAAUGGGUCGCUCUGAAGCUCAUCCUCGUCAGUGAACCCCAGAGGGACAAGCUGAGCCAGCAUCUCAAUCCCUCCAAAGAGAAGAGUGUGUCCCAUGUAUUUGACCGUCGCUCCAAAUGCUCGCCUGAAGUUCUCCUCAUGCUGAAACACGAGGUACCAUCAUCAGGUUAUCUCGUGAAUGACUCACUGACCGUGGAAUGCACAAUCACCGUGCUAGGAGCAGAUGAUGAGGAGCAGCCCCUGCCAGUGCCGCCACCCUCGGACCUGCACAAGCACCUCGGUGAGCUCUUGCAGAGCCAGGAAGGAGCGGACGUCAGGUUUCAUGUCUCUGGGGAAUCCUUUGCCGCCCACAAGGCCAUACUCGCUGCAAGGUCCCCGGUUUUCAAGGCCGAGUUCUUUGGAGACAUGGAUGAAACAAGCUCCGAGUAUGUGGUGAUCGAAGACAUGGAGGCUGUUGUGUUCAAGUCCAUGCUUCACUUCAUCUACACGGACAUGGCUCCGGAGCUCGACGGUGACCAGGAGCCUCAGGCAGCGGCGACCAUGGUUCAGCACCUCCUGGUAGCUGCUGACAGGUAUGAGCUGAACAGGCUCAAGCAGAUAUGUGAAUGCAAGCUCUCUGGCGGCAUCGGCAUCGGCACAGCGGCUACGACGUUGGCUCUCGCCGAGCAGCACCACUGCUCGCUGCUCAAAUCCAAGUGUAUUGAGUUCGUCACCAAGUCGCCUGAAACUCUUGAUGCUGUCUUGGCAACUGAUGGCUACGCGCAUCUGGUGGCAAGCUGCCCCUUGGUCCUCGCUGAACUACUGAGGGCCGCGCGUGGUAGGAAGAUCUGA